UGUGUCUGUGUAUACUGUGAAACUAUAAUAAAUAUUAUAGAACAGGUCAACAAGUGAUUGUUUCUUCAUAUAACGACAUCCCACAAGUACUUGACCGUCAGAGCUUCAGGAUUGAAGAUAGCCAGAACUGAAUUCGAUUAACAUAGUCUUCUGCAUUUAGUAAUCUGCGGUAAACAGGAUGGCUACCAUAUGGUGGAGAUGUGCGGGGCUAGCUGCAUCCUUGGUUAGGAAAACUGGCUCAAAGCUUCAUGGUGCAACUGCAGCCGCGAAAUGGGGUCAGCAGCAACAACGCAAUUUGAAUAUACACGAACAUAUGAGUUACACUCUUCUAAAAGAUGCAGGUAUUCCAGUACCAAAAUUUGGUGUUGCAAAGACAAAGGCUGAAGCUCAAGAAAUUGCAAAAAAUCUGAACGUAAAAGGCAUUGUAUUAAAAGCUCAGGUACUUACUGGUGGGCGAGGAAAAGGAUCAUUCAAAAAUGGAUUGAAAGGAGGCGUUAAAAUGGUUGACAACCCAGAAGAAGCAGCAGAAUUAGCAGGAAAGAUGAUUGGCCAGUACCUGGUAACAAAGCAGACUGGUGAAGCUGGACGCAUCUGUAAUUCAGUUAUGGUUACAGAGCGGAAGGAUCUGCGCAAGGAAUAUUAUGUUGCUCUCAUGAUGGAGAGAGCAUUUGCUGGUCCUGUAGUGAUAGCUUCAUCUCAAGGUGGUGUUAAUAUUGAAGAUGUGGCAGCAGAGAAUCCUGAUGCCAUUCACUACGAACCCAUCAACAUUAUGGAAGGAAUAACUGAAAGUCAGGCAGAGAGAGUGGCUGAGAAACUAGGACUUGGUGGUGACAAGAAAGCUAACACAAAGGAUAUGUUAUUUCGACUUUAUGACUUAUUUGUUAAGAAGGACGCUCUUCUUCUAGAACUAAAUCCUUAUGCAGAAGACAGUGAUGGGAACUAUUUCUGCUUGGAUGCCAAAUUCCGUUUUGAUGAUAAUGCAGACUUCAGGCAGAAAGAGAUCUUUGCAUUAAGAGACUGGACUCAGGAGGAUGGAAAAGAAGUGGAAGCUGCAAAGUUUAAUCUCAAUUACAUUGCCCUUGACGGUGACAUUGGAUGCCUUGUUAAUGGAGCUGGUCUUGCAAUGGCUACAAUGGACCUUAUCAAACUACAUGGAGGAAGUCCAGCAAAUUUCCUAGAUGUGGGUGGUGGAUCCACUGCACAGGCAGUCAAGGAAGCUUUCAAAAUUAUCACAUCUGAUCCUAAAGUCAAUGCCAUUCUGGUGAAUAUUUUUGGUGGUAUUAUGAGUUGUGAUGUCAUAGCUGAAGGCAUAGUUGCAGCUGCAGCGGAUCUUAACGUGAAAGUUCCUAUCGUGUGCAGACUACAGGGCACAAAUGUAGAUGAAGCCAAAGUUCUGAUUGCUUCAUCAGGGCUCAAGAUACUGGUAUGUGAAAGCUUUGAUGAAGCAGCACGUUUAUCAGUCAAGUUGUCAAAUAUCGUCAGUUUGGCAAGAGAUGCCGGACUGGAUGUCAACUUUGAAAUUCCCAAGUAGGAGAUGAAAAUAGACUGCUGAUUCCCUCUAUAUACAGGGGGUACAAAAUGGUACUCACUCUUUGA
Cryptotermes secundus is the source of this 1596-nucleotide messenger RNA. Its product is annotated as succinate--CoA ligase [ADP-forming] subunit beta, mitochondrial. The transcript has a single exon. The record is from RefSeq and is a predicted model, not a curated record. The coding region runs from base 179 to 1531 and encodes 450 amino acids. Gene Ontology annotation, molecular function: ATP binding; succinate-CoA ligase (ADP-forming) activity; metal ion binding. Gene Ontology annotation, cellular component: mitochondrion; succinate-CoA ligase complex. NCBI's taxonomy places the organism in Eukaryota, Metazoa, Arthropoda, Insecta, Blattodea, Kalotermitidae. Gene Ontology annotation, biological process: succinyl-CoA metabolic process; tricarboxylic acid cycle.